Messenger RNA from Phytophthora sojae, 393 nucleotides. RefSeq lists its product as hypothetical. NCBI's taxonomy places the organism in Eukaryota, Oomycota, Peronosporomycetes, Peronosporales, Peronosporaceae. The transcript has a single exon. Gene Ontology annotation, cellular component: mitochondrion. The coding region runs from base 1 to 393 and encodes 130 amino acids. The record is from RefSeq and is a predicted model, not a curated record.
AUGACCGACGCCGCAUCGUCGCCUUCGGGCCCCGUGGCUCGCCGCAUCCACGAGAAGCUGCUGGCCGCCUUCACGCCCACGCACCUGGACGUGAUCAACGAGAGCCACAUGCACAACGUGCCACGCGGCGCCGAGACGCACUUCAAGGUGGUGGUCGUGGCCGAGCAGUUCGACGGCAAGCCGCUGCUGCAGCGCCACCGCAUGGUGAACGCCGUGCUGCAGGAGGAGCUCAACGACGGCGUGCACGCGCUCAGCAUCCUGAGCAAGACGCCCAAGCAGUGGGAGGCCAACGCGCAGGUCAAGCCGUCGCCCAACUGCCGCGGCGGCAUGACCACGGACGAGACCAAGAAGGAGUUCCUCGAGAGCCUCAAGCAGAAGCACAGCAGUGAGUGA